Molecule: messenger RNA, 3368 nt
Organism: Xiphias gladius (swordfish)
Lineage: Eukaryota; Metazoa; Chordata; Actinopteri; Istiophoriformes; Xiphiidae
Gene: tmem169b
Product: transmembrane protein 169b
Exons: 4
Coding region: 201-1109 (302 amino acids)
Source: RefSeq, a predicted model, not a curated record
GCGAAGAGACAUUGCUGUGAUGCACGGGCUCCUGCCAAGCGUCGAGACAGACUCGGCGAUUUCUCCUCGCACGGCGCUGUUUAUCCACCCGAUGCCCGUCCAGUCUGUGCAGGCUGGAAAUAUUCAUUAGACUGAAAACUUAAACACAAUGGGUGGACAUAUAUAAAAGAGUCAAAGAGUUUGCUGGAUCAGGUGAGAGCAUGGCACAGGUAGAGGAGCCUCAAACCCAAGGAGAGGGCAGCCCCCAGAUGAUCUCCUUAAGAUCAGACAUUUCAGGGAACCAUGUGGACGAUGGAGAAGUGGGACCCUCUCUAAGGCGGAAGCGGAGGAAGAAGAAAGACCUGCGUCCAGAGUCCAUCAUCGUUUACCGCUCUGAAAUGGAGAAGGCACCUGGAGAGGACCAAGGUGGUGAGGAAGGAGCAGAGAGGAGCACUGAGGAGGGAGCUAAAUUCCUCUGCACGCCUACAGGCGAGGGUGGAGGCUGGAGCCUUCCUCCAGACAGCCGUUACGUGACCCUGACAGGCACCAUCACCCGGGGCAAGAAGAAGGGUCAGGUGGUGGACAUACAUGUCACUUUGACAGAGAAGGAAAUCAGGGAUCUGGCCAAGUCAAAGGAACGUCUUGAUGCAGAGUGUGAGGCGGGGGAAGGCUCUAAGGGCACCUGCAGCUUAGGUGUGUGCCAGGGACCCCAUGUUGUCCUGUGGAGCAUCUCCUGCGCCCCUGUGAUUUUCCUCCUCUCCUUCAUCACCUCCUUCUACUACGGCACUCUCACCUGGUACAAUGUCUUCCUGGUGUACAAUGAGGAGCGGACAUUCUGGCACAAGAUUACAAUAUGCCCCUUCCUCAUCAUCUUCUACCCCAUGCUCAUCAUGCCCAUGGCGCUGUCUCUGGCUCUCUACUCUGCUGUGGUGCAGGUGUCCUGGGCCUUCAGCGAGUGGUGGCAGGCAGUGCGAGACCUGGAGAAAGGCUUCUGUGGCUGGGCCUGUGGGAAGCUGGGACUGGAGGACUGUUCCCCCUACAGCAUAGUGGAGCUGCUCGACUCUGACACUGUUUCUGGCACUCUGCAGAGCAAGGCGCCCAGUGAACUCGCCCAGACAUCAUCAGUGUGAAACAGGGUGACGCUGAGGUCCAAGGCACAUAUUGAUGAUGGCGUCAAAGUUGCAAGUGCUUUUAAUAAUUUGAUUGAUAUUCAUCACGAGUUUGGGUCCAUCAUAAAAGACAAACAAGUGCCAGAAAGUUCAAUUUAAUCACAGAAAACUGAGCUUAAAGGUUCAUUUCUGACCUUGGAAAUAGUUUGAUGAAAACUCCAUCUACUCUGCUGUGGUGCAGGUGUCCUGGGCCUUCAGCGAGUGGUGGCAGGCAGUGCGAGACCUGGAGAAAGGCUUCUUUGGCUGGGCCACAGAAGCCACUUACUCGACUAAUUGAAGGGUCCACUUACUUGACUAAUUGAGCAAACUCCAUCUGCUGAUGAAGGCCUUGAGAUUUUGCUGAAAGUUCCAGAAGAAACAAAUUCUAAGGAACGUUCGAUAAGAAUUUAUUGUCAAAAUAAGAGAGAAGUAUUUUUAAACUACUCAACUAUGCUUUUCUGUAAAGGAUAACUUAUUAAACACUGCCUGAACUGUCCUAAGGGGCUGAACUAUUGUUACAAAGUUGUAAAGCACUGAACUCUGAGCCAGGGAGUGGAUAUUAUGGGUAAUUUUUUACUUACAGGUUGUUAUGGUCAUCACAGCUCCCAUCAGAGCAUUAAAUUGCCUCCAGUAAUUAUAGAAAAGCACUGCGACUCAAAGAUCUUCUUAUACAUUCAGUAUAGACCUUGAAUCCUACAGUUUUCAUAAACUGGCUGUGGACACUGAUAGACGCUUUAUUGGAGGCCUCCAAGUUAAAUCAAGUUUCACUUCAUCUGUAAAUAUCUGUAAUUAAAUGUAUGUGAUCACUGUGCCGUGCACUGACAUCAAAAACAGCAUGCAUUUCAAAGGAAACUCCGUUUUGUAUGUGAAGUUGUACUUGAAACAAGGCUGGAGUACCAACUUGGAAAAUUGGACAUUAUUGGGCAACUGCUCCAGUGCCACAGAUCCGGGUUUAAUGUGUGUCAGUUUCUUUGGGAAUUUGAUUAAUUACUAAUUUAAUUGGGAAUAUGCACCACUGAGCACAACACUGAUUAAAACAAUAAGCAUCUGAACAUGGUCAAAUGCCUUGUUGAGGGAUUCUGUGUCAGCAUCGAGUUUUUAAAGGACAAGGCUGUUGUUACUCUGUAUUUUUCUUGCUGUCAACCAAACCCACGAAUGUAGAUCUCAAAAUAAUCUACAGAGUGCGUGUUUAGGGUAAUGAAGGAACCCAGUGCACCAGUGUGGCUCAUUGUUGUGUUUUAUAAAAAUUUGGAGAACAAUGACAGUCUAUGACACAGAGGAAUUAGCAACAUCAGUCUUUUCAUAGGAUUUAUUGACAAUAAGAAAAAAAUAUAGAUUAUUCCAAGCCCUAUCCUUUAAAACGUGUAUUAUUCCCUAUGAUAUUAUGCUAACGGUGCAUAUUAACAGAUUUGUGUUUCAUCCAAUCAUCUCAAACAUUCUGAAACACAUUAAAACUUGUGGGUAGAAAGUAUCCUAACAUGUUAGUACUUGUUGGUUUCUGGGCCUCUAAACUAAUUAUAAUUAAGCUGCCAUGUGUAGUGUGCUUGGAGUCUACUGAGUACAUAAACAAUGCACAGAGAGUAGGAGGAAGAGAAGUAGGAGAUAUUUUUGCCACAGGGCCCUCUAGGGAGUUAACUCAGCCAUGAUUUGAAGCCAUAGUCAGGGCAAGCUGACAAAUCAAGUAUUUCUAUGGUGAAUUUGUGUUUGUUUUUUGUUUUUUUCAAUGUCAUGUUUUCAUACGUUCAAGACACCAUCAAACAGAUGUUUGUGAUCUUAAACUACUUGUGCUGUCUUCACAGGUUUGGUCCACACAUGAGUAAAAUGAAGUUCUCUGUAAUUUUCUAUCUGAGAAUUCCUGUUACAUAUCAACACAUUCAUCUUUUAGAUGUUGCUUUAAUUUAUUUUAAAUAUUGAAGUCUAGUACACUUUCUGAAAUUCCUGUAGCAAGGUGUUUUAUACUCUGGCAAUUUGACAUAAAUGUAUUGCAAACUGCUACCAUGAACUGAUUGAAACACAUAUGUAGUGUUUCAACAUAGAUUGAAACACUACAUACCCACACACACAUGGGGGUUGGUUUAAAUAGAUCAGACGGUUUAAAUAUUUGUUGAUUCAAAUGUUUAUAAUUAGACUUAAUUUAACUUUACUUUCUUACAGGCAAAGACAUGAAUCAGUGGUUGUGGAUUGAAUCUGUAUUCCACAUUAGGCUACAUGUUGAGAAUCCACAAUAUGCAAAGUGAAGAA